CCUGGCAGGCAGAGAACAUGGCGCUGCCCCCGGCUGCCGCGCCCCCCGAGGCUAGCGAGCCUCUCGGCAAGGCUCUAUCGGUGCUGCGGCCGGAGCCGGGCGGCGUCCCGCUGCACUCGCCCUGGACCUUCUGGCUGGACAGAUCACUCCCUGGUGCCACAGCAGCUGAGUGUGCCUCGAAUCUGAAGAAAAUCUACACAGUACAAACAGUGCAGAUAUUCUGGAGCGUGUACAAUAACAUCCCUCCUGUGACCAGCCUGCCUUUGAGAUGCAGUUAUCACUUAAUGAGAGGAGAGAGGCGACCACUUUGGGAGGAGGAGAGUAAUGCAAAGGGUGGUGUGUGGAAGAUGAAAGUUCCCAAGGACAGCACGUCUACAGUUUGGAAAGAAUUGUUGUUGGCGACCAUUGGGGAGCAAUUCACAGACUGUGCCGCAGCAGAUGACGAGAUUAUAGGAGUCAGCGUGAGUGUUCGGGACCGCGAGGAUGUCGUCCAGGUCUGGAAUGUCAACGCCUCACUAGUGGGCGAAGCUACUGUGCUAGAGAAGAUCCACCAGCUCCUGCCCCACAUAUCUUUUAAAGCAGUGUUUUAUAAACCCCAUGAAGAGCAUCAUGCUUUUGAAGGUGGACGUGGAAAACACUAAUUGCACUCUGUAAAGAAUUCUUUGUCCUUUGCUGAUUGGUUUUGGAAACGGUCUUAACAGGAGGGAGAGUGAAGAGAAGACUUGCCGAAGCCCGAUGCUGGUCCAUUUAGAGUGGGUUUCUGUCCUUGCAGUCUGGGCGAUUAGGACUCAAAGUGGCAGGUGGGGUUGGGGGAGAAUGUGUGGGUUUCUGCCAUCGUAUCACUUGCUUUAAAAAGAAAGAAAGAAAGGAAGAAAGGAAGGAAGGAAGAAAGACAGAAAGAAAGAAAAAGAAAGAAAGAAAGAAAGAAAGAAAGAAAGAAAGAAAGAGAAAGAAAGAAAGAAUUUUUUUUUUAAAGCUUUCCAAAUUCUCUGAGUUUUUUUGCACUCUUCCCCCUCCCCAUAAGAUUCCUUAUUCAGGGUAAUUAUUGUUUUCUGCACACCCUUUCAUUGAGGCAUAAGAAUUGGGUUUCCCCUUCAGUGACUCUACUGUACCUUGUUAAGGAACAUCUGCAUAAUCGCCACAGGACUGCCUGUGAAGCCAUGGGGCACUGGGAGGAAGCCUAGCCUAGCAACACCCCUUUUCUGAUAAGUUGUUGUGACACUUCCCUGCAUACUGUGAGCUGGGCAUUGUUUCUUUUGUGUGUGUUCCAUAGAAAGCAUACUCAUUGACAGCACACACAUCUUAAAACCCCUUUAAAAAGCAGUAUAAGGAAAAGAAAUUGUUGGUUUGUCUAACAUGAAAACUUUCAUCACAAUUGGGGGUCAAGCUCCAAAUCAAACUCUAGGCUUUUGGGGCUCACGGUGCAAGUAUUUCUAACCAGAAUCCCAUAUCUGACCUUUUCAACAAAAGCCCCAUGAUUUGUCUUGAGAGGAAACCUUAUAUUUCUGAUUUAUAGGGGAGGCAAUGCAUAUAGCUUGUACAGCAUAGAGCUUCUUCCAAGUUGCAGCAUGUUUACCCAAACCAAUUCUCACAUCUUUUAAGUGAGCCCUCUGUCCUGCUCCUGUCACGUGUCCGUUCUGAAAACCAAUGGCCUUCCAGCAUAGGUGUCUUUCCCCUUCAUCUGCACAUUUUGCAGGAAGCACCUAGCCAUUCACACAGAUGCCCUUAAGUGCAUCUAUUCCUAUGGACUGUGUUAUUAGAUAUUGGAUUAUAUUACCAAAGAGAUAUUGGUUUCAGUAGAAGAAGAAAACCUUUCAGAGUAUCACCGCUCCUCCCAGACAUUCCUGAUUCCCUCUCAGCUUUACCCCACUCCCUGGGAAUUUUCCUUCAGAAAGGGCUGCUCUCCUGUUGGCUUGGAUUUAGAGCCCCAGACCAGUGUGCAGCUUCUAUACAUCUCAAAAGGGCGAAUUUUUAAUUCCCCCUGCACUGUGGGAAGGAGAGGUGGGGUUACUCAAAGCCUUCUGCAUGCAUUUGUAACUAAAAUUCCCCCUUCAGAUAUUUCAGAUGGCUCUCAGUAGCAUCUGUUUAUAGAAGUCAUGGCCUCCACUUGCAUUGCUAAACACACACAGCCAAAAUAAUUAGCGGUCAGAAUUCAAGAGGUACUUCUUUUCCAAGCUUAGUCCAUUAACAGUUUCACUCAUAAGGGUGUUGGAUCCUUCUAGAAAAAUCCCAGGAAGUGUUUGUCUAAAUGACGUGCAUUUCUCUGAACAGUUUCUAAACUUAUUUUAAAACUAUAACUCAAGGAUUUAAAAACUUAUUCUAGACAUGAAAUUCCUUUUUAUAAUAUAAGUAUUUUUCUGAUGGAUUAGCACAAAGGAUAUAAUUGACUUCAAUAUUAUAAUUGUCAUAUAUAUAUAUAUAUAUAUAUUUCCAUAAGUAAAUAAAUUUUGAGAAAUUUUUAUUUUUGAACUUUAUUUAAAGCAUUUGUGAUAACAUGUUCAAUUUUUGCAUGUAUGUAGCUUUUGAAGUAAAAAUAAAGUAAAAUAAAUAGGAAUGUUAGGCUCAUGUUAAUGCUUUCGAGUUUCUAUUGUUUAUAAACACAA
Molecule: messenger RNA, 2603 nt
Organism: Grammomys surdaster
Lineage: Eukaryota; Metazoa; Chordata; Mammalia; Rodentia; Muridae
Gene: Eif4e3
Product: eukaryotic translation initiation factor 4E family member 3
Exons: 7
Coding region: 18-641 (207 amino acids)
Biological process (GO): translational initiation
Cellular component (GO): eukaryotic translation initiation factor 4F complex
Molecular function (GO): RNA 7-methylguanosine cap binding; translation initiation factor activity
Source: RefSeq, a predicted model, not a curated record